UUUAACAAUUUGGGUCGCAUUCAUUUCACCGACAAACGAUUUACCAACCAUAAUUUCACCGACAAACUUUUCACAGACAGAAUCAUUUCACGACAAACAUUUCACCGACGAUUAUUUCACCGACACAAUCAUUUUACCGACAAACUUUCUACUGAUGAUCAUUUCACCGACGUUUCAAAAAUUUU
Funneliformis mosseae is the source of this 185-nucleotide messenger RNA. The record is from the annotation of a GenBank genome assembly. NCBI's taxonomy places the organism in Eukaryota, Fungi, Glomeromycota, Glomeromycetes, Glomerales, Glomeraceae.